GGCAGCCGGGCAGCCCGGCCUCCCUCAGCGGAAGGGGCGGCGCGGCGGCGGGGCGUUGUGCCGGGCCGUGCCGAGCCGAGCCGAGCCAUGGCGGCGGGCGGGGAGCAGGAGGGCGGCUGCGAGCACUACCGGCGGGGCUGCCUGCUGCGGGCGCCGUGCUGCGGGAAGCUGUACCCCUGCCGCCUGUGCCACGACGGCGCCGAGGAGCACCGGCUCGACCGCUUCCGCGUGGCCGAGGUGCAGUGCAGCCGCUGCCGCCUCCUCCAGAAGGCCCAGCAGCGCUGCGAGGGCUGCCAGAGCCUCUUCGGCGAGUACUACUGCGGCGUGUGCCACCUCUUCGACCGCGACAAGAAGCAGUACCACUGCGACGAGUGCGGCAUCUGCAGGAUUGGCCCAAAGGAGGAUUUCUUCCACUGCUCAAAAUGCAACUUGUGUCUAAGCUUGAGCCUUCGAGGAAAGCACAAGUGCAUCGAAAAUGUCUCCAGACAGGAUUGUCCAAUAUGUUUGGAGGAUAUUCACACAUCCCGUGUUGAAGCUCGUGUUCUGCCAUGUGGUCAUCUUCUGCACAAAACAUGUUAUGAGGAGAUGUUAAAGGAAGGUUACAGAUGUCCUUUGUGCAUGCACUCGGCUUUAGAUAUGAGAAGGUACUGGCGGCAGCUGGAUGAUGAAGUAGCACAGACUCCUAUGCCCACAGAGUAUCAGAACAUAAUGGUGGAGAUCCUUUGUAAUGAUUGCAAUGCCCGCUCUACAGUGCAGUUCCAUCUCCUAGGCAUGAAGUGUACAAACUGUGAAUCGUAUAAUACUGCCCAAGAUGGAAAAUCCAAGCAGCCUGCGGAGUAGCAGUGACUAAGAUACGUGCUACAUACGGCUGGACAUGGAAGACCUUACUGUGGAAGAGGCUAUCUAUUAAAAAAUAAUAAUAAUAAAUUUUCAGUAAAAGUUAACUCAGAGUUGUCACACCGACAGCGAAGAUUUUGUGCUGGUGCAAAGGAGUUCUGCAAGCAGUGUCCCCCUCCCUAGUACCUGGGGCACCACGCAGUUGGGAAGCUCCCCAUCGGGCGGUGCGAUACCAGCAAGGGUCAGUCUCUGGAGAGAGUGGUUUACCCCGCCAGGGAGGAGACAGCUCGGCAGCAUAACUAGUGAGGUGCAAAAUGGGAAACUGCUGUAAGCAGCAGCUGUCAGAGCAGAGCGUGUUCUGGGGCAGCCGAAGGUUGUGAGUGUAACGCGGGGUGGAGGUAUAGCUGUUCUGGCUGCAGCUGUGGGGGAAAAUUGGGAGCUUUAAGAGUGGCCUUUUACAUAAUGCUGACAUCUGCAAAGUUUUGCAUGAGAACAUUUUGUUCUUUGAAAUGACGUGUUUGUUCUAGGGCUUUGGAGCCAUCGGUGCAAGCGGAUGGAAGCUUGCAGAAAUUGCAUCCCUUACUUUGAUUUGUUGACGUGCACACAUGCACGGUACAAACUUCCAUUUUAAAAGCAACACUGGUCUGCGUGGGUACAUGUGAUGAAUGGCCUAAAAAUCACGCAAGGCUGCCCCUCUCCCAAGGGUCCACCCCACCUGGUGUCUCUUCAUGCAGAUUCCUUUGCCAGCUGCAGUUACAUUCACACGGCUUUUGAUCCUCGGUUGUUUUGUUCUCUUACAAAGGGCUUUAGGCAGGCAGGUAGCUUGAUGUUUUGCUGGUUAGGUAACAUUAAAUGGAGCACGUACCAUUGUCUUGUCAGACUAAUAUUGGGCUGACUAAUCCAUCUGAGCCUGGGGUGUUUGCUAAAGUAACAGCAGUUCAGAGAGGGACUCGAGUAGCACAGGCACCAGGUUUCUGUGAUUUAUUAUUACUAUUUUUUUUUUAUGUGGCAUCUUCAUUGUGGUCAGAGAAGGUACGAUGGAGAAAUGCUUUCUUCUGAAAAACAAAACCUCCCCCCCUUCUCUUCUGUGUGAUAUCCUGCCCAAAGUGUUUUGCGAACUAAGUAUCACAGAAAGUUCUUCGUUUCUGAGAAUUUCAGAAUGUGCAGUGUCCCAGUUGCAUGAAAUGUCAGGGGAACGUGACAACAGUUUCUCUUUGCGGUACAACUACUCGUCUUUAACUUGCUCUAUUGUAAAGCAACAGACUUGAUCUGGCAGUGCCCCUUUAUGUCUGAAAUAUUAGGAAUCGGAUGAUAGCAUUUACUGUAGCUUGCUUAAUUAUCUCUUUCUGAAGCACUUUUCUCAGUGCCAUAAAUGUAAAACAAUGUGUAUUAAAACAAAUUAUGCCGUG
This is a messenger RNA of Cygnus atratus (black swan), 2246 nucleotides long. It is a transcript of the gene RCHY1, whose product is annotated as ring finger and CHY zinc finger domain containing 1. Gene Ontology annotation, biological process: protein ubiquitination; ubiquitin-dependent protein catabolic process. The transcript has 9 exons. The record is from RefSeq and is a predicted model, not a curated record. NCBI's taxonomy places the organism in Eukaryota, Metazoa, Chordata, Aves, Anseriformes, Anatidae. Gene Ontology annotation, cellular component: nucleus. Gene Ontology annotation, molecular function: zinc ion binding; ubiquitin protein ligase activity. The coding region runs from base 88 to 840 and encodes 250 amino acids.